Molecule: messenger RNA, 1338 nt
Organism: Ylistrum balloti
Lineage: Eukaryota; Metazoa; Mollusca; Bivalvia; Pectinida; Pectinidae
Product: tubulin alpha chain-like
Exons: 2
Coding region: 100-1338 (412 amino acids)
Biological process (GO): microtubule cytoskeleton organization; mitotic cell cycle
Cellular component (GO): microtubule; cytoplasm
Molecular function (GO): structural constituent of cytoskeleton; GTP binding
Source: RefSeq, a predicted model, not a curated record
GAAUGUAUAAGUAUUCACGUCGGCCAGGCUGGCGUCCAGAUUGGCAACGCCUGCUGGGAGUUGUACUGUCUAGAACAUGGCAUCCAACCCAAUGGACAAAUGGUCACAGAAAAGAAAAUAGGACAAAUUGAUGACUCGUUUGACACAUUCUUCAGUGAGACCUCUUCUGGGAAACAUGUCCCGCGGGCCGUAUUUGUUGACCUUGAGCCUACAGUCGUGGAUGAAGUCCGAACAGGAAAGUAUCGUCAACUUUUCCAUCCGGAAUACCUCUUAACCGGAAAGGAAGACGCUGCGAACAAUUAUGCGCGAGGACAUUACACUAUCGGGAAGGAGUACGCUGAUCCCGUUCUCGAUCUCGUCCGUAAGUUAGCAGACAACUGUUCCGGAUUGCAAGGAUUUCUGAUUUUCCACAGUUUUGGGGGAGGAACUGGAUCCGGCUUUGCAUCCUUGUUGAUGGAACGUCUAAGUGUCGACUACGGCAAGAAGUCGAAACUGGAGUUUGCUGUCUACCCAGCACCGCAAGUGUCGACAUCUGUUGUAGAACCCUACAACUCGAUUCUGACAACCCAUACAACAUUGGAGCACUCCGACUGUGCAUUUAUGGUCGACAACGAGGCUAUUUACGACAUAUGCAAACGUAAUCUUGACAUCGAGAGUCCAUCAUAUAUCAACCUAAACAGAAUAAUCAGUCAAAUUGUCAGCUCCAUAACGGCAUCACUACGGUUCGAUGGCGCACUGAAUGUCGACCUUAACGAAUUUCAGACCAACCUUGUCCCGUAUCCUCGUAUCCAUUUCCCCUUGGCAACGUAUGCACCGAUCAUAUCCGCAGAAAAGGCGUACAACGAGCAGUUAGGUGUAGGUGAAAUUACUUCAGCUUGUUUUGAACCCUCCAACCAAAUGGUGAAAUGUGACCCACGAAACGGAAAAUACAUGGCAGUCUGUUUACUGUAUCGAGGGGAUGUUGUACCAAAGGACGUCAACAAAGCUAUAGGAACCAUAAAAACAAAGAGAUCAAUUCAAUUUGUAGAUUGGUGUCCAACAGGUUUCAAGGUUGGAAUCAACUACCAGCCCCCGACUGUCAUCCCGGGAGGAGAUCUAGCUAAAGUCCAGAGAGCUGUAUGCAUGUUAAGCAACACCACCGCCAUCGCUGAAGCCUGGGCUCGCCUCGAUCAUAAGUUCGACCUCAUGUACAUACGACGUGCAUUCGUUCACUGGUAUGUGGGAGAGGGUAUGGAAGAGGGAGAAUUUGCUGAAGCACGAGAAGACUUGGCUGCACUGGAGAAAGAUUAUGAGGAAGUGGCAGCAUGCGACGAGGUCGAUGAGGAGGAGGAAUAUUAA